Acaulospora colombiana is the source of this 933-nucleotide messenger RNA. The record is from the annotation of a GenBank genome assembly. NCBI's taxonomy places the organism in Eukaryota, Fungi, Glomeromycota, Glomeromycetes, Diversisporales, Acaulosporaceae.
AUGAGUGUCUUGUCAGGAGACCAAAUCCAGGUACCAGAAGGCUUUAAACUGCAUACAGAAAACAGCGCACACUUGUUACUGCCGGAUUCGAAUGACGCAUUCCUUAACCCGGUGCAAGAGUUUAACCGUGAUCUAAGUGUUGCAUGUAUCCGGGUUUGGGCUGCAGAACGGGACGAACAGAAGAAGCAGAAAUGGCUCCUCAACAAUCGACGACAACAUGACUCAGAGAAACCUGUUGGUGAUAUGCAAACCGAUGACCCGGAAAGCUCAGAGAAGUCGACCAGUCUUGAAAAAGAGGCCCUCUCGGCGACAGGAUUGAGGUCAAUUCGUUAUGCUAAGGAGAUCCCGAGUGUCAAAUAUGUACUGGCCAAUGAUUUAUCGCCUGCCGCAUGUGAAGCUAUGAGACGAAAUGUAGAAAUAAACGGGCUAGGGCCAGGUGCUUCCGACAGUUCGGGUUCUGAUCUAGGCAAAAAUAGCUCUCUUAUGUAUUCGCAUAGAGUGGGCCAAGAUCGCGUUGAUGUAGUAGACCUCGAUCCUUAUGGAACUGCUGCACCAUUCAUUGACGCUGCUGUACAAUGCGUCAAAGAUGACGUCGAACAAGCUGGCAAAGGUAGCUCUGGUCCGAGUUACAGCUAUAAAUCUCAUGCUGGACCGACCGUUCCUCAACGAUGCCCGGAAUGCCAGUCCUCCCUUCAUGUGAGAUUUGGUUUGCCUUACUCUGGACUUGUACUGACAAAACUCCCAGAUGGCAGGACCUAUGUGAAGGUCGUAAAGCACAUUGAUGAGGACCCCUCUCGUUAUGGGACCUCCACCAGAAUCAAGGGAAUGGUAACGGUUGCUUCUGAGGAGCUGCCAGUCCCCUUCUACUUCACUCCAAGCAAGGUCGCAGGAUCUUUCCGAUGCGAAGUCCCCUCUUUGGCAGAGACAACGUGA